Paraglomus brasilianum is the source of this 1623-nucleotide messenger RNA. The record is from the annotation of a GenBank genome assembly. Lineage: Eukaryota; Fungi; Glomeromycota; Glomeromycetes; Paraglomerales; Paraglomeraceae.
AUGACGGCUCUUGAAACUGCAAAUGCAGGAGAUUUUAAUGAUGCUGUUAAAUGCAAUGUAUUAAAAAGUAAAAUAGGAGGUAAAUUUGCUCCAGUACCAGCUAAUGAUCCCUUUACUCAUGGUAAUCCUGCUAUUAAUACUCCAGCAACAUUACGGGGAUAUUUAAAUGCCAAAUAUCAAAGAGAAACAAUAGGUAGCCAACAAUCUGCAAUUCAAAGAUUGACUCAAGAAAGAUUUCAGUCUUAUGAUACUCCUGACUCCUAUGAAGCUAGAAUUCGACUACUAACAAUAGGUAUAGCGGACAAUGAUGAACAAGUUUUAGGUUUUCUUAAAAAUCAAUUACCAGGUGAACUUUAUACAUGGAUGAAAAUUGCUAAUCCAGCUGGCAUUAAUGCAUUUUUCACUGAAUUAAAAAAUAUGUGGCUAGAACGUGUUCCAAAUUUAAAUGAAGAUAUAAAUAAUCAAGUACAGUCAAAGAAAAAAUCAAUUGCAAAGCAACAAGAUGUUAAUAUAUCAUCACAGCCUUUAUCUCAAGAUAUUCAAAAAAUGUUUCAAGAUGCAUUAUUGCAACAAAAAACAGAAUUUCAAUCUGUAAUAGAAAAACGUGAUGCUGAACAUAAAGCUGAAUUAGAAAAGUUAGAAUCUAAAUUACAACGGAAAUCAGAAGUAGCUCGACCUAUAAGAGAACCUAAAGGUCCACCAUCAAAUUUAAAAACGGAUGAAGAUUAUCAAAACUAUUAUUUGAGUAAUUAUUUUAGAGAUUUAGGUCUUAUUGGAGAGAAUGAUCAUAAAACAUUUUAUCCAAAUGAACCAUUUCAAAGAUCUCGUGUAGAAAAAACAAACCAAUCUACCAGAAUGGAUAGAAUAGAAUCGAAAGUAGAUGAAAUUGGUCAAAUGACAUCUCAGUUCGGAAAAAUGGUACUUGAAAAUCAAGCCAGAAAACCUGUAGCCAAAUCAAAUAGAACACAACGAUAUUAUCCUUUUCAACCAAUAAAUUAUAGCUUUUCAGCUAAUGAAGAAAAUAGUGGAUAUAAUGAAGAAGAUAAUAUAUGGGGUGAGACCCCAUUGCUUCGCAAUAAACUUUUUCCAGAAUCAGAUGACCAAUUAUUUCAAUUAUUAUCUCCAGCAUUACGAGAAAUAAUUAUCAAUCCAUUAACAAAAAAUAAAUGGGUUGAAUCUCUUGAAUAUAUGCAAUGUAAAAUAGAAGAUAUAGAUAUUCCAGAUGCAUUUUCAGAUACUGCAUCUGAAUGUGUUCUUAUGAACAAAGCAUUAAAUAAUGCAUUAGGGUGGGAUCUUGGAAUUGCACCAAAUUUUAUUCUUACUCAUAAUUCAGAUCAUAAAACAAAAUUAAUUAGUGGUCAUAAGGAUGUACCAAUAUCAGUAAAACAUAAAAAUGGAUGGGUUACAAUAACGGUAAAUAUUGUAGUUAUUGAUGAUAAAGAAACAGAUUAUCUUCUUUGUUUAGGAAUGCCAUUUAUCCGAAAAGUUAAAGGAAUUACAGAUUCUGACAAACAUGAAUUCCGAAUGACAGUUCGUGGAAAAUCUUACAUUAUCCCAACUUUUAUUAAACCAAAUGAAGAUAUUAACGAGGAUCAGUCAAAGGCACUAAAAAAAAAUGCGUAA